This is a messenger RNA of Monopterus albus (swamp eel), 4715 nucleotides long. RefSeq names its product nucleotide-binding oligomerization domain containing 1 (gene nod1). The transcript has 12 exons. Gene Ontology annotation, cellular component: cytoplasm. Gene Ontology annotation, biological process: regulation of apoptotic process. The record is from RefSeq and is a predicted model, not a curated record. Gene Ontology annotation, molecular function: protein binding. The coding region runs from base 267 to 3092 and encodes 941 amino acids. Lineage: Eukaryota; Metazoa; Chordata; Actinopteri; Synbranchiformes; Synbranchidae.
GCAGCACAUUGAACGCACCACAGGCUGGUUGAAAUAUGGAGAAACGACGCACUGGUACUUUCGCUUCCUAACACCGAAGGCUGCUGGGGAAAGUUGCUGUUUUCCUUCGAGUAGGCAGUACAUGUACUUAACCGAAAAUACCCGAAUGGGAACUUGUGACAUUUGACCAUAUUUACUUUCUUUUAAUCCUCGGUUUUUGCUUAAAGUGCAGUCUUUACAGCGCUCUGUUGUCGACAACACAAUGAGGUGACUGGUCAGCAGUAAAUAUGGGUCAGACAGAAGAAGCCAAGGCAUCCUGCCUUGACAUCCUUAACUACCACAGAGAGCUGCUGGUGUCCAGGCUGAGGAGCAUUCAGUGCAUUGUGGAUAACCUGCUGGCUUGUGGCUACCUCUGUGAAGAAGAAGUUGAGAUUGUACAGCAAACUGUCACCAAGGCAGAUCAGGUGCGCAAAAUCUUGGAGCUAGUCCAAUGCAAAGGGGAGGAGGCCUGUGAGUACUUGAUUUACAUCAUAUAUAAAGUAUGUGAUGCAUACAUAGACCUCCAACCAUGGCUGAAAGAGAUCAACUACAACCCAAGCAAUGCCAUAUCAGUGAUGAAGGUGAUUAACACAGAUCCCAUCAGCAGGUAUAGUGGGACGUUGAGGCAUGAAAUGAGCCGGGACACCUGCUUCAUCAUGUUGUACGGCCAACAAGAGGAGACCCGUCUGGAGGACCUCUACACUGACACGCAGAUGGAACUGCUGAAUGACUGCAAUGAAAGUCUGGGCUUUGUGGAGAGUCUGGACCAACUUCUAGGAGACCACGCAGUCUUCAAUCCUCAAGGGGAAAUUGUCUAUGUAAUGGGCGAUGCUGGUGUGGGAAAAUCCAUCCUCCUGCAGAAGCUCCAGAACCUUUGGUCCAAGAAGGAACUGCAAACAGAUGCCAUCUUCUUCUUUAAGUUCCGUUGUAGGAUGUUCAGUGUUUUCAAGGACACAGAGGAGAUCUCGCUCAGAGACCUUUUGUUCAAAUACAACUGUUACCCAGACUGUGAUCCAGAUAAUGAAGUGUUUAAUUACAUCCUGCACUUCCCUGAGAAGGUUAUUUUCACAUUUGAUGGCUAUGAUGAGAUUCAGGAAGAUCUAGACCUGAUGAAUGUCCCUGAAAUGGUGUCACCAGAAGACAGCGCACACCCCCUCCAGCUGCUCGACAGCUUGCUCUGUGGGAAACUACUCAAGGGCUCUCAGAAGGUGCUGACAGCACGGACAGGGACUGAGAUCCAGAGCAGGGUGAUCAGAAAAAAGGUGGUUCUGCGGGGGUUCUCCCCAACUCACCUGAAGACUUACAUCAAUCUGCACUUUAAGGAGCAGGAGCAUCGAGAGCUGGUGUCAGUUCAGCUGGAUGCUAGCCCCCACCUCUGCGGCUUGUGCUCCACCCCACUGUUUUGCUGGAUUGUUUUCAAGAGCUUUAGGCACCUGCACACCAUGCAUGAUAGUUUUCACCUGCCCGACACCUGCAUCACGCUCACUGACAUCUUCCUCCUGCUAUCUGAGGUGUUCCUUAGCCGCUCAGCCUCACCCGCUCCAUCUCUGCUGAAGAAAAGCACUCGCUGUGCUUCAGAAACAUUCAGAGUAGGCCUUAGGCCCCUUGCUGCAUUUGCCAAGCUGGCACUUCAGGGUUUGGAGAGAGGUAGCUUCAUAUGCAACCAAGAGGAUAUCAUUGCGUGUGGUCUGACAGAGGAGGACCUGCUGCUGGGCUUUCUUAGGCCUGUCAGUGAGUAUGAUGACAGAGGAAGCCCUGCUAACUUUGAAUUCCUCCACAUCACUCUUCAGUCUUUCUUAGCAGCAUUUGCUCUUGUAUUGGAUGAGCAGGCUGCUACAAACUGUAUUCUCAAGUUCUUCACAGAGUGCAGCAGGAGAAGGGAACCAUCCUGCCUGCCUUUUGACCUCUGUAUCAGUGGCUCUUCAAAGCCCAGCGAAAAAAAUCCUUUUGCAACUAACGAGCACCUCCAGUUCACUAAUCUGUUCUUGUGUGGACUACUAUCCAAGGCUCACACCGGCCUGAUGGUGUAUCUGGUAUCUCCUGUGUUACUCAAGAAAAAACGCACCUUGCUAAAAUCUUACCUAUCAACUAGUGUAAAGUCCCACCUUCGUGGCUUGCCCCACUACAACAUUGAAGAAGGCAAAAAAGUCCAUGUUCUGCCCAACUUCCUGUGGAUGCUAAGGUGCGUUUUUGAGACCGGGAGUAAAGACAUUGCUCAGAUGACAGCGAAAGGCAUUACAGCCAGCCUCAUCAAGCUGGGCUACUGUAACGUGUACUCAGGUGACUGCACUGCCCUGAACUUUGUACUGCAGCAUCGUCAGAAACUCCUGGGCCUCGACAUGGAUAACAACAACAUCAGUGACUAUGGGGUGAAACAGCUGAAGCCUUCAUUCUGUAAAAUGACAGUAGUGAGAUUGUGUGUCAAUCACUUGUCAGACAGCAGCAUUGAGGUUUUGGCAGAGGAGCUGUGUAAGCACAAAGUUGUGGAGGUUUUGGGGCUUUACAGCAAUCACAUCACAGAUGUUGGAGCCAAGCUAGUUGCUCAGAUAAUUGAGGAAUGCCCAAAGCUGCGAGUUGUCAAGAUUGGUAAAAACAAGAUCACUAGUGUUGGUGGGAGGUAUUUGGCCAGUGCAAUCCAAAAGAGCACUUCUAUAUUUGAUGUGGGAAUGUGGGGGAACAGCAUUGGUGAUGAAGGUGCACAAGCAUUCGCAGAGGCUUUGAGGCAUCACCCACGCCUUACCAACCUUAGUCUCUCAGCCAAUGGUAUCACAUCAAAAGGUGGGAAGUGCCUUGCAGAAGCACUGAAGGAGAACAGCGUGCUCAGGAUCUUCUGGUUGGUGCAGAAUGAGUUGGCUGAUGAUGCAGCUCCGCACUUGGCAGAGUUGGUUAAGGCGAACACAGGUUUAUCCCACCUCUGGUUAAUCAGCAACCGUUUCACCGUGCGUGGGAUCGAACACCUUGCUGAGGCCCUUACAAACAACACAGCCCUCAAAGAGAUAUGCAUAAAAGGAAACCAGCUCUCUGAAGAGGAAGAGAAACAGUAUGUGGCAGAGAAAAGGCUGCGCUUCCACUGACUGGGCGCUCAUGUGAGAUGAGCACAAGUUAAGUAAUGCUGGAGUUCACUGUACACAAGCACAGCAUUAGUAUGAGUGAACUGAUUAGGUAUGGUGUUGCACCUGGCUGUGCCUGUUUGGACUGGUGCAGGAACAAAGACCUGUUUUUACUGAAAUACUGUAUAUCCAUCACUUGUUGGUGACAUUUCUUUUGCCAAAAUGUUUGAGAGUUUUACUAUACAUGACUGUUACAAAAAGGAAGUGGAAGCACUUCUUUCUUUGUGCAUUGUUGAUUUUAGACAUGUUCUGUGUAUGUAUAUACUGUAAACAGUAGCUGUUUUUAUUUAUUAUUUCACUGUUACACAAGGAGAGUUGCUGGUGUUUUUCAGUCUGAAGACAAUUCAUAAAACAGUGUUAUGUUUACUGUUUGGGUGACAGAUCUUAGUGAGGAGACAUACAGAUAUGUCUGGUGGUGAAAAGGCCGGUGGCCUCUGGUAACUGAGGACAUUAUAGGAAUAAAAUGUGAAGCUUGGCUCAGCAGGGACGCCGGCCCUAUUCCAUUCUUCUGAUGUGCCUGAUGGAGUCGGUGUGGACAGACUACUUGCUCCUGAGUGAAAUAAAGUUAGCGUUUGUAUUAAACGUAAACUUCAUGGUAGGCUCAUCACUGACGUCCAUGUAUAACAAAUUAUUAUUAAAAAAUAAAUAGAACAUGACACUGUUCACGCUGAUUCAACAGCUGCUUUUUUACUUAAAAAUUCUAAUUCAAACACAAAAUAACAUGGCAUUAAAAUGUGAUAAAGAAUGAUUGGCAUCAAAAUGGCUAACUCUUAAUUGUAUUUUGUAGCUUUACAUAAAAGCAAUGUUUGAACAUAUCAAUUUUUGUCUAACAUAUUGAACGACACAUUCUCUGUUACGCUUCAUAUGUAAUGCUUGUUGGGGCUCAGAACUGGCAAGAAGUAAAUUAUGAAAAUGCUAAAAAGUGCCUGGUUGUAUAGUAGCUCAUAUAAGGCUUGUGUCUUCAGUGCCUCAAUCUGUACACAGUACUGCUCAGUAUAUUUCAAAGACUGGAUAUAAACCCUUCCCAAUCACUACCAAAGCUGAGCCAUUGUAUUUCUUUGAACACACUGUGAUGUGACUAACACCAGUAGCACUGUUAACAGGGGAUUUCUUACUACAUGUGCAAAGAAGGGAAAACCCUGAGUGGUUGUGGAAAUACCACACAGAACUGGCUCAACCACAAUGUAGAAGAGAAGUUCACCCCGCUUUGAGAGACCGGUACCAGAGCCAGUGCUUUCAUAGGAUGCUCAGCGUCAUAUCUUUACAAUGCCGUUUUACUGAGGAUGAAGUCACUGAUGAGGGGGAUAUUGCACAAAACCAAGAUAAGGGAUUAAGCCAGGAUUUCCCAGUUAUCUUGGCUGAAUUUAGCCCUGACUCAGUUGUAUGAAAGCAGGCUAACUUAAGAUAAAUUAUGUUACCAUGGAGAUUUAUUCUUUGCAGCUAGCCUGCUCCAGACAGCCAGGCUUGAUUAAUUGAUUAAUGAAUUACUUCAGUUUAUUUUGCAUUAAUAACAUAGGCUGUAUUAAAUAGAACACUGAAAUUAAAUAAUAGCUAAUUAUUACUAAUAAUAUCAAAGAGAUCGGCCAC